UUUCUUGUUCACGUGAAAAACUUUCAAAGAUUUUCUUUUAGGGGUGACGCUGAUUAACUUCUACGGUACGCUCAGAGUUGAACUGACCUGAUGGGGUCAAAAUAGCUAUAGUAUCUCCAGGGGUGACGGAUUCAGAGAUGACCCAAGGGAUGGGCUUAAGCAAGGAAGGGGCUCUGCAAGUUGAUAAAGAACUCUCAGAUGUACGCAGUACUAAUAAAUUAGCUGCAACUGCUGUCGGGUGGUAUCACCUAAGGGAUGUGUUUUGGUCAUUUCUAGACAUGACCGGGAAAGUUGUUUUAGUUACUGGUGCUUCCUCCGGCAUUGGCGAGCAACUAGUCUAUGAGUAUGCAAGGCGUAAAGCUCACUUGGUCAUUGUUGCAAGAAGAAAAAAUCUUCUUGACGAAGUUGCAAAGAAAGCUCGUGGAUUCGGCUCCCCUGAUGUUUUAGUAGUAUGCACGGAUGUUACCAAAGUCGAUGAUUGCGAAGGAUUCGUCAAAGAAACUAUAAACUACUUCGGACGUCUGGAUCAUUUGGUAAAUAAUGCUGGAAUCUCUAGUUUAUGCCCAUUCAAGGAAGUCAAAAACAUUCCCAAUGUUGCACCUAUUAUGGAUGUUAACUUUUGGGGAUCAGCUUAUACUACUCAUUUUGCAAUUCCGCACCUUCAAAAGAGCAAAGGUAGAAUUAUAGCAAUUGCUUCAGUCACCGGAUGGUUGCUUGCACCAAGACUUAGCUUCUAUGCGGCUAGUAAAGCUGCAUUGAUAAGCUUCUACGAAACACUCAGGGUAGAGUUACAACCUGACGGGGUUAAAAUAACGAUAGCAUCUCCAGGUGUAAUCGAUUCGGAGAUGUCCCAAGGAAAGAUGUUAAGCAAGGAAGGCGCAAUGAAAGUUGACAAAGAGCUCUCAGAUGGCAUGAAAGAAGCGUUCUUAUUAGGCAUGAUACCUAUUGUUAGUUCGGAGAUAUGUGCACAGACGAUUGUCAAUGGAGCAUGCAGAGGAGAUAGAUCGGUAUCAGAACCAGCUUAUUAUGGAGCUUUUUAUCUGGCAAAAGUGUUUUGCCCAGAGAUAGUUCAUUGGAUUUUUACUUGGAUGAACUCUAUCAAACCUGCCAUUAAAGAACCACUCUAACCAUGGGCCAUGUACAACAGGCUGAUGUACCUGCAAGUAGCUAGUUCAGUGUCAUGACUCGUGACAGCUGAACUAACUCUGAACUUUCUUGGUGAAAACAAGUUAAAAAUCAUACACAUGGUUGGUUGGUUGGUGUCUUUGUAGUUGAAAAUAUUUAAGACUUGUCUAUUUUAUUUUUAAUAAAAGACCAGCACUUGGCUAAAUUCUUCAGAGAUCUGGGAGAUGACCAUGCCCAAUUGCUGGGAGUUUGCAUGGACCAUAUACCCUAUGAUCCUUGAGACUUAUUAUAUAAUUGAUGAGAAACUUAUCUUCCACACAUUUUACAUGUUUGAUGAUAUUUGAUCU
Molecule: messenger RNA, 1472 nt
Organism: Papaver somniferum (opium poppy)
Lineage: Eukaryota; Viridiplantae; Streptophyta; Magnoliopsida; Ranunculales; Papaveraceae
Product: 11-beta-hydroxysteroid dehydrogenase 1B-like
Exons: 7
Coding region: 138-1127 (329 amino acids)
Molecular function (GO): oxidoreductase activity
Source: RefSeq, a predicted model, not a curated record